AUGGAGUUGCAGGAGAAGAUUCAAGAAGUCUUGAAGGGAAAGAAUCAUGCUCCAAGCCAUGAUUUCUUGUUCACUACUGAUCUUGCCUUCACAGACGAGAUCAGAACAGAGCGCCUGCCCAAGGGCUUCAAGAUGCCCACCAUUGAGCAAUACAGAGGCAUGACCGAUCUAGAGGACUAUCUUGAGACUUUCAAAUCUUUGAUGUUCUUUCAGGGACCAUUGGAUGCGAUUAUGCGUAGGGCAUUACCCUCAACCUUGAAGGGUGCUACAAGACAAUGGUUUGCGCACCUGAAGCCACGGUCACUUUCUAGCUUUGUGGAGCUCGGACAGGCUUUCCUUGCACACUUCAUGAGCAGCCGAGUCCACAAGAAGACAGCAGCCAAUCUUUUGGCCGUUAAGCAACGCCCUAAUGAAACAAUCAGAGGCUUUCUUACCAGGUUUAACAAUGAAGCAUUGGAGGUACGGGGUUUUGACCCGAUGGUAAAAUUCCAGGCCCUACGUAGCGGCAUCAGGGACGUUGAACUAAAGAAAUCACUGAUCACGGAUGAACCAGUAGACAUGUACGAGCUCUUCUCAUGCUAUUAG
Messenger RNA from Telopea speciosissima, 585 nucleotides. RefSeq lists its product as uncharacterized. Lineage: Eukaryota; Viridiplantae; Streptophyta; Magnoliopsida; Proteales; Proteaceae. The transcript has a single exon. The coding region runs from base 1 to 585 and encodes 194 amino acids. The record is from RefSeq and is a predicted model, not a curated record.